AUGAACGUUGGUGGUCUCUUGGCUUCUGUGGGUGUGAAUAGUGUUGUGUGUUUGGGCGUUUUCUCUUUGUAUUCCGUGCUAAGAAAGCAGCCACACUUUGUGACUGUCUACUUUGGCCACAAGCUUGCUCGAGCCAGAUCCAAGCGCCAUGACCCCUUUUGGCUGGCGCGCCUCGUCCCCUCCGCCAGCUGGGUCGUCAAGGCGUAUGGCGCCACCGAGGACGAGCUCUACGUUGCCGGGGGCGUCGACGCCGUCGUCUUUCUGCGAGCCGUCGUCUUCAGUAUCAAAUUGUUUACUGUUGCUUCAGUCAUAUGCUUGGUAUUUGUUCUCCCUCUUAAUUAUUUUGGAAAAGAAAUGGAGCACAAGGAAAUCAGAGAAGAGCUUUUGACUGUCUUCACCAUUGGGAAUGUCCAAAGAGGAUCAGAAUGGUUAGGGUUCCAUUGUUUUGUAUUACAUAUCAUAACUAUAUGUGCAUGUUUCUUCCUUUACUCUGAAUUCAAGCACAUCAUGAAGAUGAGAUUGAACCACAUCAAUUCACCCCUUCACUGUGCUAGUCAGUUUACCGUAGUUGUCCGAGCAAUCCCAUGGAUAGACCAAGAAUCUUACAGUGAUACUCUAACCAGAUUCUUCACAGAUUUAUAUUCAACAAGCUAUCUAUCUCAUCAAAUGGUUUAUGAGAAGAGUGCAAUCCAAAAAUUGAUGAGUGACGCUGAGAGGAUGUACAAGAUACUGAAAAGCGUACACAUGGAGAGACGAUAUGUGAAACGAUUACUAAGAUGUGGGUUUUGUGGAGGCAAUAAUAAUGCUUCACAAGAAAUGAAGGAACUUUCUGAUGAGUCUAAAAGUAUUACCAAAGAUGAAACCUUCCUUGAUGAUUCAGAUGAGUGUGGAGCUGCGCUUGUUUUCUUCAGGACUCGAUAUGCUGCAUUGGUUGCUUCGGAGGCUCUUCAAACGCAGAAUCCAAUGGCAUGGGUAACUAAUGCAGCUCCUGAACCACGCGACAUGUUUUGGGCUAAUCUUUGUGUCUCCUACCAAAGCCUUUGGAUCCGAAAGAUCAUAGUUGUUUUCGCCUCCUUUUUCUUCGUCACUUUCUUCCUCGUUCCCGUCGUCUUUACACAAUCUCUAGUCCAUCUUGAUAAACUAACCAGGUUUCUACCAUUCUUGGAGAAAGCUGUAGGGAGGGUGGUAUUGGAACAACUGGUGACUGGAUAUCUACCUAGUGUUAUACUAACUCUCUUUCUAUACAUGGUUCCGCCGGUUAUGUACGUGUUCUCGACGUUGGAGGGAGUUAUAUCGCGCAGCGAGAGGAAGAGAAGUGCAUGCAUCAAGGUUGUAUACUUCGUCAUAUGGAAUGUCUUCUUCGCCAAUAUCUUGACCGAGGCUGCCAUCGUCCAUUAUCAAAUCUCCAUUCUCAAGCUGGGAGACUACAAAAACAUACCCGCUUUGCUCGCCAAAGCCGUCCCCUCAACGGCGACCUUCUUCAUGACCUACUGUCUAACGUCGGGGUGGGCGAGCUUAGCAUGCGAGCUGAUUCAGGUCGUCCCUCUUCUCACCAACGUGAUCAGUCGAUACAUUCUCAAAACCAACGGCGACACCUCCACCCCGACCCCCUUUUCGUUCCCUUACCACACAGAAGUUCCUCGAGUUCUCCUGUUUGGUCUGCUUGGCAUCACAUGCUGCACCUUGGCCCCGCUCAUCCUGCCAUUCGUGCUUGUCUACUUCGUUCUCGCCUUCCUCGUCUACCGCAACCAGAUACUGAACGUGUACGUUAUGAAGUACGACAGUGGCGGCCAGUACUGGCCGAUUGUUCACAACACAGCUAUAUUCUCCCUCGUGCUGAUGCAGGUCAUAGCUCUUGGUGUGUUUGGGAUUAAAGACGCACCGGGGCCUUCCACUUUCACUUUCCCUCUCAUCGUUCUCACUCUCCUCUUUAACCAGUUCUGCAGGCAGAGGUUUCUUCCCGUCUUCUUUCGAACUCCGGCUAAGAGUGUUAUUGAAAUGGACCGUGUAGAUGAGCAAAGUGGGCAAAUGGAAGAUAUCCACCAAAGUUUGCUAACUGCUUAUUCUCAAUACAAAUCCAAGAGUGGGAGAUGGGGAAGUAGAAAGUUAGGGAUGAUGAGUAGGUCUAAUUCUGCACAUGAUACAGCUGAGAUGGGAGGUAUUUCUCAUGCUUGAUCAUCCACAAUUUUCCUCUCUCGGUGGAAAAUUUUCUGUCGGUAAACUCAUUGGUAAAUCGCGUGUUUUUUUUUUGUAGUGCUUGUUUCCAUUUGAAAGGA
Molecule: messenger RNA, 2276 nt
Organism: Salvia hispanica
Lineage: Eukaryota; Viridiplantae; Streptophyta; Magnoliopsida; Lamiales; Lamiaceae
Product: hyperosmolality-gated Ca2+ permeable channel 2.1-like
Cellular component (GO): plasma membrane
Molecular function (GO): calcium-activated cation channel activity
Source: RefSeq, a predicted model, not a curated record